AUGGAUGGCGAGUUUUGGAUGGUACGUCUAGUGAAGCCCUGCGGUGGAUAUAGGGCACUCUCUAUGCUUAACAUUGAAAUACAGGUGCGUAAAAGGCGGCUAAGUGAACAAAGCACAUUACAUCAAUGGAAGAGAAGGACAACUCGAAAUAAAUCCUUAUACGGCGGCCUGGCUAGCGCAGUAAUGGUGUCGGGUUUGGGACGCGACACGUUCGUCUCAGCACGCUUGUCUGAGCUCCGGUGCCAGAUUGAAUAUAGUUAUAUCGAAGUGUUGAAGUGUAUGUACAGUAAAGCUACGAUGGUUAUCCGAGUACAGAACCAGAGUACUAAACCCAUCCUAGUGCAGAAAGGUGUAAGACAGGGUGACGUAUCCCUGGAGGAUCUGAAUACUAUGCUCAAUGACCUCAAUGGUGUUUCUCAACAGAAUUUGAAGACGAAGAUCUUGAAUCAGUGCGUAUUGCCAAUGAUGACUUAUGGAAUCGGAAAAUGGUCCUAUACGAUUGCCCGUAUGCAGAAGCUUCAAGUUACUCAGCGGGCUAUGAAGAGGGCUAUAACCGAAGAUAUCCGCAAAGGAAUCAACGUAACCGACAUAGCCCGAAGGAUAAGCAAGUAA
Galleria mellonella (greater wax moth) is the source of this 612-nucleotide messenger RNA. RefSeq lists its product as uncharacterized. Lineage: Eukaryota; Metazoa; Arthropoda; Insecta; Lepidoptera; Pyralidae. The record is from RefSeq and is a predicted model, not a curated record. The coding region runs from base 1 to 612 and encodes 203 amino acids. The transcript is spliced from 5 exons.